AUCUGAAUAAUUGAGGAGCUGUUCAGCAGCAGCGGCUGCCUCCAGCCUAGCUUUGCCACCGCCACCCGCCUUCAUAGGUGGAGACAGAGACAGGCGCUGUAAGUGCGGAAGGUCAGCCACCAGCUCCGGCAGCCAGUUGGUCGCCUCCAGCCCUCCGACAUUCAUGCCCAGGAGACGGCUGCCUUGGGACACUUUGGAUCUUUCCUAAGAGAGAGAUCCCUGCCCACUAGAUGAGUCCCAGAAGCACCCACUAAGGCUUCCAGAGCCCUCCUCCAACAGUCAACCUUCACGGUAACACCCCCAACGCGCAGGAUGAGUGGCCUCCUCGCCUCCCUGGACCCCCGGCGGGUGCAAUGGGGGGCUGCCUGGAACGCCAUGCACUCCAGAAUCCUGCGCACCAAACCAGUGGAGUCCAUGCUGGAGGGCACAGGGACCACCUCAGCACAUGGCACCAAGCUUGCCCAGGUGCUCACCACUGUGGACCUCAUCUCGCUUGGUGUUGGCAGCUGCGUGGGCACUGGGAUGUACGUGGUGUCUGGCCUGGUGGCCAAAGAAAUGGCAGGCCCCGGUGUCAUUGUGUCCUUCAUCAUAGCAGCUGUUGCAUCCAUAUUAUCAGGUGUCUGCUAUGCAGAGUUUGGAGUUCGGGUCCCCAAGACCACGGGGUCAGCCUACACCUACAGCUAUGUCACUGUUGGGGAAUUUGUGGCAUUUUUCAUCGGCUGGAACCUGAUCCUGGAGUACCUGAUUGGCACUGCAGCGGGCGCCAGUGCUCUCAGCAGCAUGUUUGACUCCCUGGCCAACCAUACCAUCAGCCGCUGGAUGGUGAACAGCGUGGGGACCCUCAAUGGCCUGGGGAAAGGUGAAGAGUCCUACCCUGACCUUCUGGCUCUGGUGAUCGCUGUCAUUGUCACCAUCAUCGUUGCUCUGGGGGUCAAGAAUUCCGUGGGCCUCAACAACGUCCUCAAUGUGCUGAAUCUGGCAGUGUGGGUGUUCAUCAUGAUCGCAGGCCUCUUCUUCAUCAAUGGGAAAUACUGGGCGGAAGGCCAGUUCUUGCCCCAUGGCUGGUCAGGGGUGCUGCAAGGAGCAGCCACAUGUUUCUAUGCCUUCAUUGGCUUUGACAUCAUUGCCACCACCGGAGAGGAAGCCAAGAACCCCAACACUUCCAUCCCUUAUGCUAUCACCGCCUCCCUGGUCAUCUGCCUGACAGCAUAUGUCUCUGUGAGCAUGAUCUUAACUCUGAUGGUCCCCUAUUAUGCCAUUGACACGGAAUCCCCGCUCAUGGAGAUGUUUGUGGCUCAUGGGUUCUAUGCUGCAAAAUUUGUCGUGGCCAUUGGGUCAGUGGCGGGACUGACAGUCAGCUUGCUGGGCUCACUCUUCCCGAUGCCGAGGGUCAUUUAUGCCAUGGCUGGUGAUGGGCUUCUUUUCAGGUUCCUCGCUCACGUGAGCUCCUACACAGAGACGCCAGUGGUGGCCUGCAUCGUGUCAGGCUUCCUGGCAGCCCUCCUCUCGCUACUAGUCAGCCUGCGAGACCUCAUAGAGAUGAUGUCCAUCGGCACACUUCUGGCCUACACCUUGGUCUCUGUCUGUGUCCUCCUCCUUCGAUACCAACCAGAGAGUGACAUUGAUGGUUUUGUCAAGUUCUUGUCUGAGGAGCACACAAAGAAGAAAGAGGGAAUUCUGGCUGAGUGUGAGAAGGACGUGUGUUCUCCUGUGAGUGAAGGGGAAGAGUUUUCUGGCCCAGCCACCAACACAUGCGGGGCCAAGAACCUACCAUCCUUGGGAGACAACGAGAUGCUGAUAGGGAAGUCAGACAAGACGACCUACAAUGUCAACCACCCUAACUAUGGCACUGUGGACAUGACCACAGGCAUAGAAGCCGAUGAAUCUGAAAAUAUUUAUCUCAUCAAGUUAAAGAAGCUGAUUGGGCCCCGUUACUAUACCAUGAGGAUCCGGUUGGGCCUUCCAGGAAAAAUGGAUCGGCCCACAGCAGCAACAGGGCACACGGUGACCAUCUGUGUGCUCCUGCUCUUCAUCCUCAUGUUCAUCUUCUGCUCCUUCAUCAUAUUUGGUUCUGACUACAUCUCAGAGCAGAGCUGGUGGGCCAUCCUUCUGGUUGUUCUGAUGGUGCUGCUGAUCAGCGCCCUGGUGUUUGUGAUCCUGCAGCAGCCAGAGAACCCCAAGAAGCUGCCCUACAUGGCCCCCUGCCUCCCCUUUGUGCCUGCCUUUGCCAUGCUGGUGAACAUCUAUCUCAUGCUAAAGCUCUCCACCAUCACAUGGAUCCGGUUUGCAGUCUGGUGCUUUGUGGGUAUGCUCAUUUAUUUUGGGUACGGCAUCUGGAACAGCACCCUGGAAAUCAGUGCCCGAGAAGAAGCCCUGCACCAAAGCAUGUACCAGCGCUAUGACGUGGACGACCCUUUCUCGGUGGAGGAAGGCUUCUCCUAUGCCACAGAGGGCGAGAGCCAGGAGAACUGGGGCGGGCCGGCAGAAGACAAAGGCUUCCAUUACCAACAGAUGUCAGAUGCAAAGGCAAACACCCGGACAAGUAGCAAAGCGAAGAGCAAAAGCAAACACAAACAGAACUCGGAGGCCCUGAUUGCAAAUGAUGAGUUAGAUUACUCUCCAGAGUAGCAGCAAAACACAAGAUAUGUGUAGAAAUGAUUUAUUUUCAGUAACUCAACGUGUGGGCUAGAAGGUGAAAACUUCUUUGGCUCUCAUUUCAAAAACACAGCCUUCCCCAAAGUCUGUCCCUGGUCAUAGCCUGUCAUUUGCUACUUUUGUUCUUUGAGAUAUUAUUCCGCAGAAGGGUUUAUCCUGGGUUGCACAACUGGUCCCUUUGUAAGAUAAAUUAAACUAGAAACUGCAAGAAACUGUGAUAGUUGAGUGCAACUCUCAGAGCUGAGUGAGGGCAGCACAUUUUUUUCUGCUUUGCUGGUUGAAUCGUUUUGCUUCUCACUGAGAUCCCUAGAAGCAAGAAGCAGACUCAACUGCAGUGAGGCUGCAGCUCUGUCUGGAGAUGUGCCAAAGCAGGUGGGUGUGGGCACAGGUGGCAUUGCAGCCCUGGGACCACAGGGGCACCAGUGAGCUUUAGUACUUCCUCAGCAAGCAGCACUGUAUCCUGGAAACUUACAAGAACAAAUUCAUAGAGGAGACCGUAUUACUUUUAUUCACCAAGGUUCUCAGUCUCCAAACGUAUCAUUUUGGGAUCCAGAAAAGAUUGAGAAUUCUGAGACCGUUUCCCCCUUCCCCCCCAAAGAUCCAGAUUCACCAUAAAGCAGAUGUGCAGACCCAAUAACAUAGUCAAAAAUAAAAAAAAAAAAUAUUUCAAUGCCCAGACAAUAUUAAAUAACCUUUUGGGGUAGGGGGUGAGGCCAGAAGGGCAUUGGUAGAAAUGAAUGCUCUGUCAUGCCUUCUCUUCUACCAAGCUGUAAGAUCCUACAGAUAGCAAAAAAGAGGGCGAAACUGAAGCAUGAUUUCAUGGCAUUAAUAUGCCUUGAAGAAGCAGGCCAUUUGUUUUAUAAUCAGAUAAAAAUCUUUACAAGGAGAAGUGACCCAGUCACUGAGAUCACGUUGCAAAUUCUAUUUCAGAUUUCUAAAAUUAUAAAUUCUGUCUCUUUAUUUGAGAUAGGCAACCCCUUGAUUGGUGGGUUCCACAACAAAAAUGCUGAAGCCCAGCUAUGUGGGUACUGGCAUUCCCUGGGAUCGCAUUUCAGCUCUGAGCCUUUCUCAGUAGCUCACUCUCAGGCAUGUCUUUCUCUUGUUAUUUCCCAGAGUAGUUUUACUGAAGCCCAGAAAGGUAUCUACCUGGUAAGGUCUAAAUCUGGGUCAUAAGAGGCCCUGUAAAGGAAUGUUGUCAGAAAGAGGGUAGAUGAGGACAUCUGCAACAGGAAAAAAACACACGGACUAUAAAUUCUACUCUUGGGUGCUAGGAAUCCCCAAGAUUGCGCCAAGAUGUAUUGUUAAGGACAUGAAGGCACCAUUCAGAUCAAGCUAAAAUCUUUGAGAGCAUUUCCUGAAAGGGGAGAAAAGUGUCAAAUUCCUUGCUCUUUCUCUCCUGAGCUAAUGUGAUGCCAAAAGAUAUUCAGAAUAUACUGACUAAUGUUCAGGUCUAUUCUUUUUUUCAGUUUGAGGUCUCUGCUAUCUUGGCAUACCCUUGGAUUAUGGAGAGAAGGUAUCACUCCAUUUCUUCAUUCAACACUGAUUGCGAAUGUACCAAUUACUAAUAAUAAGUAAUGAGGCUGAACUUCAGGAGCAGGGACAGUGGUGACCUCAACCUGUGGAGAUGAUAAAUAUAGAUAAAACAAGCAAACCUGACAAGUUCUCACAGUUAACUGCACUGAGCUUUUAUAUAGAAAGGGGGGGGGAAUCAAUUGAAACUAGUUUUUUGGAAUUAUGCAUUCAAAUAAAUUGCAUAUCACACCCAUAUCCAAUGUAUGUCACUGAACUUAAAAAAAAAAAAAAAGGCUACUUUCUAGAUCCUUUUCAUUCCUCAACAGUAAGUGUUUGGAAUACUGGUUUCCUGGGAUCAUUUUGUCAUUUUAAUGUAAUAAAAUGGCACUACCCUGUUUUCUCUCCCCUAAAUUUAACCAUAAUGAUACAGUGCCUGGGCUGUAAAAUGCAUCGUUGGGAAUUCAGUGUGAAGUAAUUAUCAGCAAUUUGUGUAGAAAUGAAGCUUUGAGCUGGUUUUAAGACUCAACAAAUCUGCCCAGUUAAAGUACAUUCUAUUAGACUUGCAGUACUUCCAGACAGGUAAGGCGGGGCUAUCUAUAUUCAUCAAAGUGUUUGAAGAGAAAUAUGAGUGGAAAAUAACAAAAUCUGAACAUGGCUGAAGAAUCUUCUCUUUCCUAGUAAGGUUUAGGUAGAGAAGUGACAGGAGUCUGCUGGGGAAGCUUGGGAAGAUGAUGGGCGCAUGAAGCAGGAAAGGCUGAACUUCAGGAGCAGGGACAGUGGUGACCUCAACCUGUGCAAGGAGCUGACAUACCACAUACGUACUCCAAGUUACCUACCAUAUCAAAGGGGAAAAAACAGUUGUAUGUAAAGCAAUCUACGAGUCUUCCUUUGAGUCCUACUAUGUCUGAUUUCAUCACUAACCUAGAAGUAUGGGCAUUUAACUUGUGUAAAGACAAUAUAAACAGUUAUUUGCAACCACUUGAAAAUUUUCAAGUUUAAACAACCAAACCGAACAACUUUGGACAUCUAUCUAAACUUGUGAUUUUACCCAGCUUGAACACAAGUUACUGCAAAUUAAUGAAAGCAGUCAAUUAACAGAAUGAGGUUAAGGACCCUAUUCUACUUUUUAGAAGGAAACUAAUAAUAGCUAAUCGAAUGUCUCGACAAUGGUCAUGAAAAGCCUGUUUAAAUAAACCGACAGAGAAGUUGUAGACUGAUAACCUUUCUAGAGCCUGAGGGCUGUCCAGGAGAUAAACCUAGUAAUGAUUAGGAAACCAAACACAAACUUUUUCAAAGAAAUGUCUUUCCACUCUUCUGAAAGGAGUUGAAACACUUGACCUCCUUUAUCUCACUCUGUUGGAGAUAGCUACCUUACAAGAUGCUACCUCUUCUCUGCAUUAUAAAUAGAAGCUUCAGGAGCCAGAGGGUGGCCUCAAAGACUAGAGGAAAUUGUAGUCCUCUUCCACCAGUUUUUACACUAAGGGUCAAUCAUGGUUUUAGCUAAUUUAGUAUCUCAGAUUAGAAUGUCUUGUUGGGGAAAGAAGUCAGAAACCAGAAAAUAUAUCUAAAGCCAGAGCGGGGUCAGUUCACCAAUCCAGGAGAUAGAUAACAUUCCACUGUUGGGUGUAAGUCUUCAGGCUACUGAGCAGUCCAGAGAACACCUUCAUUUCUCAUGCUGGAGGGGAAGGGAGGGCAAAGGAGAUAUGCACCCCAAAAUUUAGCUGCAGGCUGCUUGACAGCGUCCCUUCUGUAUGCACUCUGAAACAAGCCUACUUGAGGAAAGUAUUUCUCCCCAAAAUUUUCAUGGGACCUCAGUUUCUCCAGCAAGUAUACAUGUACCCACCAACACCCAGGACCCAUUUGUCAAGAGGGGCCCUUCAGAGUCCCUGAGAAAGAGCUACAGACUGGGAACCAGUGAUGGUUCAGCUAUGAAAGAGGCAUCAGUUGUAACUGGGCAGAACACAGGGGCAGAAACAGCAUUUCUCCUGGAAGCAAGGGCCAGGAUGAAGUUUCACCAAGGAGUUUACUGUUUAUCUCUCAGGUGGAAUGGUGAUAGGUAGCUAAAAGCCCCUUCCAUGUACAUAACUAUUAGCCAAUACCUACUUUACAUUUUACCGAAGUCUCAAGAGGCUGUUGUGCUUUGUUCCCCUCCUCAGAAACAAUUUCCUUUCCAAAAUGCUUUCCUCUUCUUGCUUGGCUUGGGUAACACAGGCAUCAUCCUGAAAUACCUAGACAGUAGGUAUUUUGCCAAAACUACUCUUCUAAAUAAAUGGUCUCAUUUUUUUAAGACAACCCAAAAGGAAUUGAAGCCCAUUAAAUAAUAAACUAAACUAAAAUAGAGUUAGAAAUCAACUACAAUAAUGUUAGAAAUCACUAAGCCAUGUUCACCAUGCAUGGAAUCACCAAAUUUUCAGAGGAAUUUCACAAAGACAGCCUUCAGAUUGAAGACUUCUGGGAGCAGGUAACACUCGUGUCUUACUCUUUGCAAAAAGGAAGUGCACUUUUAUGCAGUCAAAAAAGAAAAUGGGAUUGUGUUAGAACUGGGAAAUAGGGGCAGCCUGGAUCUUCUCCUUAGGGAGUCACUCUGCUUUUUUUUUUUUUUCUCCCCUCUAUUUUGCUUCCCUAACAUUGACACUGGUGACACCAAUUUAAGGGAAUUGUGGGUCAUGUAAAUUUCCCAGGAAGUGCAGCCUCUGAGGGAUUGUAUUCAUUUGGAUAUGGGAUGAGUUCACUGUUCUUGCACAUCUCCUAGUGAUUGUCCUGGCAGUUGCCAGUAUGCACCCUGAAGUUCAAUUACACUGGAAAUCAAAACCCCCACUUUCCAAAGCAAAAGCACUGUUAAUGCUACGAUGGAGCAUACAUACCUCAAAUGUCUGGACUGAUAGAAGGGCCAGCAGGAUUAAGAGAGCAGCUGUUGUCCUCAUCCCGUGUAUUUAUACUAUUUAACAACAGGCUCAAAAUUCUAGCUUGUCUCACUGUGGAAAAGAAGCAUUACUGUCUGAUUCAUAUCCAAAGUUAUAAAUACAGCUUGUAAAUUUUACUAACUUGUUUCUUUUUUGUUCCGUCUUUGAGAAGUACAACUUGCUUUUUGCAGAUGGUAAUUUCUGGUGUCAUUCUCUGCUUUCUUUUUUUUGUAUGGAAUUGCUGUAUUUGUUCAAGUUUGUUCGUUUUGUGGUUUUUUAAUUCCCAUUGGUGCACCGUACAAUGGGGUGUUGUCGUGUAUCAUGAAGAAAGAAACAAUAUGCAGCUAUGUUAUGGAGCGUGUUUUAUUUUCAAAUGAAUGUGGUGUUGACAAUAUAUUGAUUUAUGAAGAUACUAAAGGAAAAUUCUAAAUCUACCAAAAUGUGUAUAUUUUAAUAAAUGCAUAAAGCUUUA
Messenger RNA from Condylura cristata (star-nosed mole), 7542 nucleotides. It is a transcript of the gene SLC7A14, whose product is annotated as solute carrier family 7, member 14. The transcript has 8 exons. Bases 313 to 2628 code for a protein of 771 amino acids. The record is from RefSeq and is a predicted model, not a curated record. Gene Ontology annotation, biological process: transmembrane transport; amino acid transport. Gene Ontology annotation, molecular function: amino acid transmembrane transporter activity. Lineage: Eukaryota; Metazoa; Chordata; Mammalia; Eulipotyphla; Talpidae. Gene Ontology annotation, cellular component: plasma membrane.